This is a messenger RNA of Chelonoidis abingdonii (Abingdon island giant tortoise), 6342 nucleotides long. RefSeq names its product serine/threonine kinase 36 (gene STK36). The record is from RefSeq and is a predicted model, not a curated record. Gene Ontology annotation, cellular component: cytoplasm. Gene Ontology annotation, molecular function: ATP binding; protein kinase activity. NCBI's taxonomy places the organism in Eukaryota, Metazoa, Chordata, Testudines, Testudinidae. Gene Ontology annotation, biological process: protein phosphorylation; smoothened signaling pathway.
AGGUGGCUGGAUGAGAGGAGCUGGAGACCUGUUGGGAGGAGGAUGAGGAAAGACUGGGAACUGGGCAGCCAGAGGUGGGGCUGGGAUGUUGGAGGUCUCCUAAGAGAAGACCCAUGGGAAGCAUCUAGGUAGCACCAUAGCAUUUGAGCACCUCAGUCUCUAAUGUGUUUAUCAUUCCCCAACCCCCUGAGAUAAGGAGGUACUUUCAUCUCCAUUUUCCAUAUGGAGGGACUGAAGCCCAGAGAGGCGACGGCCUGGAUGUUCCAAGGUAUUUAGGCACCUGACUUCCAUUGAGACAGGACCAUUGAGGAUCUGGGCCUCAGUGACUUGUUGAGGUCACACAAGAGGUCUGUAGCAGAACAGGGACUUGAACCCAGGUCCCCCAACUCCUCGCUAGUGCCCUAACCAUUGCACCAUCCAUCUUCUCAGCUGGUAUAGGCCUGAGGGGGAAGGGGAGGCUCAGGAGGUGCAUUGAACAUCCUCUAAUGUGCCACUUUGCCCUGUCAGGUUGGCGUGCCCACCAUGGAGAAAUACCACGUGCUGGAGAUGAUUGGAGAGGGCUCCUUUGGGAGGGUGUACAAGGGGCGCCGGAAAUAUAGCGCCCAGGUGGUGGCGCUGAAGUUCAUCCCCAAAGUCGGGCGAUCGGAGAAGGAGCUGAAGAACCUGCAGCGAGAAAUUGAGAUCAUGAGAGGGCUGCACCAUCCCAACAUCGUCCAGAUGCUCGACAGCUUCGAGACCGACAAGGAGGUAGUGGUGGUGACGGACUACGCGGAAGGGGAGCUUUUCCAGAUCCUGGAAGAUGAUGGGAAUCUGCCAGAGGAGCAGGUUCAGGACAUCGCCUCCCAGCUGGUCUCCGCCCUCUAUUACCUCCACUCCCACCGGAUCCUGCACCGCGACAUGAAGCCCCAGAACAUCCUGCUGGGCAAAGGGGGCAUCAUCAAACUCUGUGACUUCGGGUUCGCUCGCGCCAUGAGCAUCAACACCAUGGUGCUGACGUCCAUCAAGGGCACCCCGCUGUACAUGGCCCCCGAGCUGGUGCAGGAGAGGCCCUACGACCACACGGCCGACCUGUGGGCUGUGGGCUGCAUCCUGUACGAGCUGGUCGUGGGGACGCCUCCCUUCUACACAAACAGCAUCUUCCAGCUGGUCAGCCUCAUCGUCAGGGACCCCAUCAAGUGGCCCAAAGCCAUGAGCCCUUUGUUCAAGAGCUUCCUGCAAGGCCUGUUGAUGAAGGACCCUCGCCAGCGCCUGUCGUGGCCGGAGCUCCUGUGCCAUCCCUUCAUCGCUGGACGGGUCACCAUGAUCGAUGACACGGAGCAACACGGGAUCGCGAACCCCUUCACCAGCAAGCUGCCCCCGGAGCUGCAGGUGCUGAAGGAGAAGCAGGCUCACUCGCUGGCCCCCAGGAGCGGCCAGUCCAAGAUCCUGAGGAAGGCGCGGCAGAAGAUGGCCGAGGAGGCUCGGAGGAAGCUGAAGGCAGACGCGCCGUGGAAAAAGGAGGCAGCCAGAGGAGGUCUGGGGCACAGACCCAAAGCAGCCCCUGGGAAGGCCACUCUCAGGGCUGAGGAGCAGACAGCCCGCGCUCCGGGAUCCCCUCCUGGAGAUAAGACCCAAGCUGUCCUGGGGGAAGAGCCCAACGAGGCAGAGUGGGAGACAACCGAGCCUCCCCCGACGCCACGGGAGCACCGGAUCACACAGGAUUACGAGCGGGAGUUCCCGGAUGUGGAGAUGGGGGCUCCCGUGCCGGCGGGGGGCAGAGAGGCAGGGCCACGCGGCAGGCGCAGCAUUGAGACCGUGGACCUGGAGAACGAGGAACUGGAUAGUGACGACGAAUGGCAGCAACUGAUCGAGGCCACGGAACCCGGCACCAUGCAGCUGAGCACGCCCCUGAGCCUUCUGGGGGACCCGGCCUUCCUGCAGCGCAUCCGGGCCCGGCUCCAGCUCUCCAGCCAGCAGGUGCUGGAGGGGAUGUUGGAGGGAGCGUCUCAUCUCCGCCCUGUCCUCCACGUCCUGGGCAACCUGCUUGCCACCGGGUGUGACUCAGAGCUUCUGUGCAGCUUCUGCCAGGCCGUGGAUUUACCUCAGUUCCUGCUGCACCUGCUCGGGCAAAUGCUGCAGAGCGCCAGCAGCAAGCAGCAGCCCUGGUGCAUCACGCUGCUGACAGACCUGGUUGGUGUGAUAACGGCCUAUUUCACCAGCGAGUCCCACCUGGAGCGGAGCCGGAGGAGGAGAAGCCUGCAGGUUUUCCACGAGGUGGCUGCCGGCUUCCUCUCCCUGCUGCCCAAGCUGCUGGCCCAGCCAAAGGAUGUCGAGAUGAGGCUCCGCGAGCAGAGCAGCAUGUGCUUCACCUGGCUCUGUGAGCGCAUGGACGGCAGCAGCCCCUGUGUGUCAGGACCCUUCUACGCCGGCCUGCUCGCCGAGCAGCGCCCCCUGCUGGACGUGCUCCUCCAGGGGGCCACCAUGGCGCAGCCCGCCCCGGAAGAGCCAGCGCGGGAGCGUGGGGCAGAUGUCUUCACAGCAGCACUGGCUGCAGUCUGCAGUCUCCCUGUGGGGCGGAACGGGUGCCAGGAGGCCAAAAAGCAGGUGGCCCAGCAGGUGGCAGAGAAACUGGCGGAGGAAAACAGCCAGCUGUUAGCGAGGCUGCUGGCGGGACUCGAGCGCCCGGCCUGCUCCCUGAACGUGCUGAAGGUCCUGUACUCCUGCGGCCAUGCCAGUAGAAGCCUGUGCCGGCUCCUGGCAAAGGGGCAGCAGGUGCCGAGCUCCCUGGUCCGGCUGCUGAAGGGCGAGGUCCCGAUGGGGGAGCGGCUGCGGCUGGAAGCCUGCGAGGCGUCGCUGCACCUGCUGGCCCUGCUCACCCUCCAGCUGCAGGCUCUCCCUCCCCGGGUGGACCAGGUGGUGACUGCUGCCGCCGAGCUCUUCACCCAGUCGGCUGUCAUCUCCCUCGUGAGCGCCGCGGGAUUCCUGUUGGCUCAGCUUGGCCAGCACGGGGCGGCCAUCGAGGUGGGGCAGGAGGAGGCCAUGUCGGCCAUGACGAAUGCACUCACUGCGCCUGCCGAGCUGCACCUGCCCCCACCCAUGGGCGCCGGCCUCUACGAUGGAUUCCUGCUUCUCCUGCUGCAGCUCCUCGCCCAGGGCGAUGCGGUGACCGUGCGGGGCUUUGCCGGCUCGGAGCUGUGGAACGUCGCCUGGCACCGUUUCGCCAUGAUGCUUCGCUUGGCCGCCGCCGAGCCAGUGAUGGAGGGUGAGACGCCGCAGCCAGGCCAGCCCGCUCUGGAGCCAGACUGGACUCUCGUCUCCCCUCAAGGCACCGCGCUCUUCCUCAGUCUGGCCCUCUUCGUCUUCACCCGAGAGCCUCACCGGUGCCUUCCUCAGCUCGCCCACCCCGACAGCGUCAUCAUGGCAACCUUGCCCAAGCUGCUGUCCCUCGACUUCCUGAGUCACCUGGCGCAGACGCAGGUGGGGGAGGACGGUGACCCCGAGCUGGUCUCAGCUGUGGUGCUCCAGGCCUGCCAGCUGCUCUGCUUCCCCUUCUCCUUGGAUGUGGACACCGAGACCUCCAGGUGGGUCAUGAAGGCCCUGAGAGACGCCGAGAUCCCUGCCCAUCUCCUCCAGGUCUGCUGCCACCAUCUGCCCUUCUCAGAGACCGCGCUUCCCAUUAGCCUCCUGUGCCACCUCGUGCUGUCCGAUGAGCAGGUCAUCGACCAGUUGGUGGGGGUGGCUGCUGCCUCGGAGCGCACCACCGCCUUCCUGUCGGCCAUCUUGCUUUCGGACAGCCCUCUCCUCACGAUGGACCUGCUGUCCCUCCUGACCCACGUGGCCCGGGCCUGUCCCGCUCACCUGCCUUUCCUCCAGAAGAUCCUGGGCGGCUCGGACUCGGCCUACCAGCUGCUGAGCCACCUGCUGUGCCACCAGGAGCACCCGAUACGCGCCAAGGCCUGCAGCCUGGUGGGCAACCUGCUGCGGCAUGGCCAGGACUUCCCCCGGGCGCUGCGGAGCCAGGCAGGCCUGCUGGAGCGUCUGCUGGAGCGCCUGUCGGACCAGGACGAGAGCGUGCGGAGGUCGGCCAGCUUUGCGGUGGGGAACGCUGCUUUCCAGGACGGCUCCCUCCCGCAUGCCCUGGGGAAAGCUGUGCCCGGCGUGGUGAGGCUUUUGAGCGACCCCCAGGCCAAAACCCGGUGUAAUGCUGCCUCCGCUCUGGGGAACUUGGGCAGGCAGACAGCGGAACUGGGGGACGUGCUGAUCCAGAACAGAGCCCCCCAUCUCCUGCUGGAUGUGGCCUGCCACGACUUCCAGCCAGCUGUGCAGGAGGCAGCACUGAUCGCACUGCGGUCCAUCAGCCAGCAGCCAAAGAUACAUCAGGUGCUCGUGUCUCUCAAGGCCAGCGAGAAGCUGCUGGCACUUUCCGUCAGCGAAGCUCAGACCCGUUCCUACGGGAGCCCCCGACCGUCUUCAGCUCAUCACUGCAAGAAGCUCAUCCACCUUCUGCGCCCAACACACAGUGCCUGAGAACAGCAGGUCUCUGCUCUGGGAGAGACCAUUCCACCCACCUCUUGAGGACGACACUUAGUGCCUGAAUUCAGGGGACACUCCCAUACUCUGUCCAGAAACAGAGGCCACCACUGCCAUCUCCUGAGACCACGCAGUGCCUGAGCUUGGAGUCGGGGGAGACCACCCUGACAACAGUUGGUCAAGAAACAUAUCUGAUAAAGACAGAGAUGGGUGAAAUACGGUGUGUGUGAGAAAGAACCUGGAACAAGUCCUCCUCUUGAUCCAGACCUCCGCUCUCUGAUGAGAGCCUCCUUGCCAGUCCUGAGAAAGAUCAUGCCAGCAACUCCCUUUCCUGUCCUUUCAUAGAGAUCUCUCCAACCCAAAUGUGGUGCCCCCCAAACUUCCUCAGGGACAGACGUUGGUUAAUGCCUCAUCUUGUACUAUCCCCACCCCCACCACACUUCAUUCCAACCCUGUUUCCAGGCUGAAUCCAACCAACCAGGUCUAGCUUCUACUUAGAGGUUCUUCUGACUCCAAGCGCCUUCCGGGGAAGGAGCCUCCAAACCUAAAGAACCCAGCUUUCAAAAAGGGGUCUCAUGCUUACUGAGCUGUGCCUUAUGGUCACCUAGGUUGAGCCAUGCAGGGGAUCCAGCCCCAAGAUCCAGUGUGCCUUUGGCCUCUCCCCAUCUCAAUCUCUCUCCCACCAGAGAAGUGCCCCAUUUCUCCCCAUCCUCCUUGAAAUGAGCUCCAGCAAGAUCAGAUUUAAUUGAACAGAUCCUGCAUGGACUAAACCCAACACCAAGCCUUGAUGGUUCAGGCACUCUUUCCAGGACACAGUCCACAUACUUACCUUCAUCCUGCACUUCCAGAGUUUAACUGCAGGGUCCAGGUGAUACAAGCCAGACUCAGCAUCAGAUUCCCAGCAGAGUUGGAGCUCAUGGUGUGUUCAGGAUUCUGUUCACAGCUGCUGACGGCUUCUCUUCUGUGGUGUGGUUGGGGAUUGUUUCCCUGGCUCAGCUUCAUGAAGACGGGUUCACUUCUCCUGUUAUUCCUGGAGUGUGUGGUGGGGAUUCUACUCUGUGACUCUGACUGAAGUCUGAAGGUUUCUCCUAAUCUAGUGCUCCAUCAUGCUGGGACCCACCGCCUUUGUGGAUGAGAACUGAACAGUCAAGUGCCAUCAGCCGAACCUGCUAGCGUUCCUUAAUCAGCCAGAGGGGUCACGUUUGGGCAAUGCCAGGCACUUCCUCCCUGAGGUUCCAUGUACCACCUCAAUGCUUGUGUGUCCGAACAGACUCAAUCCAAUGGGUUCAUAGUGGUAUUUGGGUGUCCAUAGAAGCCCUUGGCUGGACUUAUCCAGCCUGCAUUUUCUAGCCAUUUGUAGUGACUCUUUUAUAACAGAGACUUUGUGUGACAUUGGUUUGGAGCCACUUUUCUAGAUCUAUUGCAUUGACGUUUGUAAUUUAUUAUAAUAAAUGACUCUUCCCUUCCUGGGCAAGUUUCCCGCUGAGCGUGUGGAUCCCUUAAAGAAAUGAACAGAGCUGGUAUUUGGCGAGUGUGUAAUGGGCCCCAGGGAUCCCAAAGAGCUUUACACUGAAAAGCGUUCCAGAGCAGCGAAAAUCUAGAUCACUGAUACUCUAACCUGUGGCUCCUUGGAGCCCUGCAAGAGUCUACAUAAGAAACCCAAGAAUGGGCAGACUGGGUCAGAUCAAUGGUCCAUCAGCUCAUCUUCCAACAGUGGCCAAUGCCAGGUGCUUCAGAGAAAAUGAUCAAAACAGGCAGUCAUAGAGUGAUCCAUGUCAUCUCCCAGCUUCUGGCAGUCUGGUGUUUAGGGACACCCAGAGCAGGGGGUUUGUC